AUGGUGGCCAAACAGAGAAUCCGAAUGGCAAACGAGAAACACAGCAAGAACAUCACACAGAGGGGCAACGUGGCCAAGACCGCGAGGAACGCCACGGACGAGAAGUCAUCGGUAGGUCCCUGGUUACUGGCCCUCUUCAUCUUCGUGGUCUGCGGAUCCGGUGGGUGCAUUCUCUAUUUACAUUACUAUUGGCCAAUCACUGAAGGAGCUACAAGUACCAGCAAUCCCUGCCAGGGUCAGAUAGUUGUGUGUGCCAGCACACACCUUACAAUCUGA
Messenger RNA from Staurois parvus, 276 nucleotides. Lineage: Eukaryota; Metazoa; Chordata; Amphibia; Anura; Ranidae. The record is from the annotation of a GenBank genome assembly.